AUGAAACAAACCUAUUGUACAACAAACGAAAUAAGACCAUUACUGGAAUCAAUGAAUCAUGAGCAACAAGAAAUAUUUUAUUAUGUUCGAGAAUGGUGUAUCAAACGUUUACAUAAUCCUCAGGUUGAACCUCUUCGUUUAUUUAUCACAGGAGGCGCGGGUACAGGUAAAAGUCAUUUGUUAAAAUGCCUUCAUUAUGAAGCAACGAGAAUUUUUUCUCGUAAGAAACAACUAGAUCCCGAUGAAAAUAUAAAUGAAAUUCAUACAUUAAUUACAGCAUUUACUGGUGCAGCAGCUGUCAAUGUUGGUGGAGUUACUAUACAUAGCGCAUUCGGUAUUGGAACUCAAUUUCAGAGUUUGAAUAAUCAAUUGUCUUCUGAUAAAUUGAAUAGUUAUCGUUGUAAAUUACAAUCACUAAAACUAUUAUUUGUUGAUGAGGUUUCUCUCAUACAGUCAAAUCUAUGGGGGGCCAUGCAUUCUCGUUUAACGCAAAUCAUAGGAGUACAUUCAAAUACAACCAUAUUUGGUAAUAUCGCAAUAAUAGCUAUAGGUGAUUUUUAUCAAUGUUCACCUGUGGCAUCUUCAAGUAUUUAUUCUUCUUUACUUUGGUGUGACCAUUUCGAAUAUGUAGAACUUAAAAUUAACGAAAGACAAAAAACAAAUUUUUUAUUUUCUCAAAUGCUAAAUCGUAUUCGAAAAUUAAAGAAAAAAGAGGAUAUGAAAAAAGAAGAUCAUGAUGUACUUGAACAAUGUCAUCAAAACUAUUUAAAAAAAGAAUAUCAUCUCGAAGCAUUACAUGUAUUUCCUAAAAAUGCACAAGUAGAUUCACAUAAUGAAGUAAUGAUCGAAAAAUGUUGUACAGAUAUUCGAUCGUUCUAUGAAGUCGAUGCUAAUCAAAAACAAGUACAACAUAAUAUUUCUAAACAACCAAAAACGAAUAAUAAACCUCUUCGACUUGCUAAAAAUGCUCGAGUUAUGAUAACAAAAAAUAUCUCUGUAAACGAUGGAUUAGCAAAUGGCGUCACAGGUCGUAUUAUUGACUUUGUGGAAGAUAAUAAUAAAGAAGUGUCGCGAAUAAUAAUAAAAUUUGAUUCAAAUACAGUCGGACGUAUUCAUCGAAUAAAUUGUCAGUCUUGUCAAGGAAAAGAUUCAGUAUGUGUAACACGAGAAAGUGAUACUAGUGAUCAACAAGAAUCCGAUUUCCGUUCAAGGAAAUCAACAAAACAAUUUCCUUUACGUCUCAGUUGGGCAAUGACUAUACACAAAGCUCAAGGCAUAACAGUAGAUCAGGUUGUAGUUAGUACAAAAGAUAUGUUCGGUACUGGAAUGGGAUAUACAGCAUUAUCUCGAGUUCGAACUUUGGAAGGUUUAUUUCUUAUUGAUUUACAUUCUGAUAAAUUCUAUUGUAAUGAGAAAAUUGACGGAGUUAUCUCACAAAUGAAACAAAUGAAAAAAAAAGAAAACAUACUUAAACAAUCUCAUGAGUCUAUAAACAUUUUAUUUCAUAAUAUCGAAGGAUUAAAAUUUAACUUUAAUGUAUUUACAAAUCACUAUAUAACUCAAAAAGCCGAUCUCAUUUGUUUGACACAAACAUGGAUAAAAGAUAAUGAUGAUAAAGAAACGUUCAAUAUGAAUGGUUACAAACUUAUUCACAAAUCAGGAUUGUCUUCAUUUAUUGGAGGUCAUACAGUCAAUUCUGAAAAUCGUGGUGGUAUAGCAAUAUAUUUCCGUGAAACAUUGUCUAUAAAAGAAAUACAAUCUGACAAAAUAUUAAAUUUUGGACAAAUUACUUUUGAAAUCGAAAAUUUUAAUAUUACUAUUAUUCUAUGUUAUCGAUCAUCAGAACAGAGUAAAAUUGAUUUUUUAACUAAUUUGACUAAUUCUAUACAAGAAAUCGGUAUUGAUAAACGAAUUUUUCUAAUUGGUAAUUUCAAUGAAAAUACUUUAACCAAGAAAUCAAAGCCUAUUGAAAAACAAUUAAAUCUUUUAGGUUUUAUUAAUAUUUUUAAAAAUUCGACUACUACAAAUAACUUAACUAGUAUUGACUGUAUCUAUUCAAAUAGAAUUUCAAAUCAAAAUCAAUAUCAUAAUGUAGUACAAACAUUUUAUAGUUUUCAUGACAUAUUAACUCUUACAAUAAAUUCUCAGGAUAAUAUAUCUUCCAAUAAUAUAAACAAUGAAUCAAUGAUUGAAAAUAAAAUGGAAACACAAAAUUCAGUUCACCGUUCAUUGGAAAACGUUCCAAUACCAAAAAGAAAUCGAAAACGUAAACUAAAUUCAAGACAAACACAUGAUAAAAACUACCACAAAGCUAAACUAUCAAAGAACAAUUUCGAUAAUAUAAAGAGCUUAAAAGAAAAACAAUUACAAUUUCUUCGCAAUAUAGAUAUUUUAACAGAGAAAAGUACUAUAAAAAAUUUUCCAACUAGUUACAAUUUAAUUCAACAGCUUGCAAUCAUUGGUUUAGUAAAAAUCUCGAUAUUAGGCGAUGGAAAUUGUUUUUUCCGAGCUAUUUCACAUCAACUUCAUAGAGAUGAAACACAGCACGCUCACAUUCGUAAUAUAGCCAUAAAUUAUCUGAAAGAAGAUAAAUAUCGUUUUACACCCUUUAUCGACGAACAAGAUAAAUCAAUAGAAGACUACAUCGCAAGAAUGAGUCAAACCUCAACAUAUGCUGAUCAUCUUGUAAUAUCAGCGACAGCAAUAGUUUUAAACAAAAACAUAAUUGUACAUCAAUUAGCUAAAAUUCCUAUAUUGAUUCCUGGCUCAGAUUACAUUGAACAUCAAUUACAUGUAUCUUACAAUCGUAGUAUUUUACAUUAUGAGAGUGUUUUCAGUUUAGAUGGUAACUCUGCUAUUAUAUCAGCAGAAAAUCUAAUACUGACUUGA
Molecule: messenger RNA, 2889 nt
Organism: Rotaria socialis
Lineage: Eukaryota; Metazoa; Rotifera; Eurotatoria; Philodinida; Philodinidae
Source: the annotation of a GenBank genome assembly